UUUGAUUCAGAAAUAUGAGGAUAUGAUCGACAAAAGGCCGCCAUUUUCUAAUUUCAAUGCCGCGAGUAUUAGCGACGGUCCGCUUAGGCUCUUAACACAGGGACAAGAAAUAACGCACGACUUCGAUGAGAAACAAUUGGCUGAAGUAGGUUUCAAAGACAUGCAGAUAGUGUUCGUGUCGGUGGGAAUGGCCCGCAGUUUUCGCAAAUUCCGCGACCACUCGGAACCGGCCUCUACUCUGCCGCCGCCCCCUAAAGACCGCAUACCAUCCAUUCUAUUACUUCAGCCCCAGAACUUUGAGAAGUUGUUUACUCUGAUGCAACAGUUGGGCGCUCACAAGACCGCCAUUCAUAUCAAAGCACAGGUGUUGUCGCGUCGGGUCUGGGAAAUCAUUCAAAUGCUUCCCACGUCUCCCAACCUCUUG
Oppiella nova is the source of this 424-nucleotide messenger RNA. The record is from the annotation of a GenBank genome assembly. Lineage: Eukaryota; Metazoa; Arthropoda; Arachnida; Sarcoptiformes; Oppiidae.